Messenger RNA from Callorhinchus milii (elephant shark), 2865 nucleotides. It is a transcript of the gene emc2, whose product is annotated as ER membrane protein complex subunit 2. The transcript has 11 exons. The coding region runs from base 46 to 939 and encodes 297 amino acids. Gene Ontology annotation, biological process: protein folding in endoplasmic reticulum. Lineage: Eukaryota; Metazoa; Chordata; Chondrichthyes; Chimaeriformes; Callorhinchidae. Gene Ontology annotation, molecular function: protein binding. The record is from RefSeq and is a predicted model, not a curated record. Gene Ontology annotation, cellular component: EMC complex.
AGCUCUGCGUCUGACGUACGUGUGUCACGUGACGGCGUGAGAAACAUGGCGACGGUGGCAGAUAUGUUCGAUGUGAGCUGGGAGGAUAUGCGCGACAAAUUAAGGAAAUGGAGGGAAGAAAAUUAUCGUAACAGUGAACAGAUAGUUGAAGUUGGAGAAGAGCUAAUAAAUGACUAUGCAUCAAAACUUGGUGAUGACAUUUGGAUAAUUUAUGAACAAGUGAUGAUUGCUGCCCUUGAUUGCAGUCGGGAUGACUUAGCAAUGUUGUGUCUGCAUGAACUUCGAAAGCAAUUUCCAGGCAGCCACCGAGUGAAACGAUUGACUGGCAUGCGAUUAGAGUCCUUGGAAAGGUAUGAGGAUGCCAACAAGGUGUAUGAUACAAUUUUACAGGAAGAUGCAACAAACACAGCAGCACGGAAGCGUAAGAUUGCCAUUCUCAAAGCCCUGGGGAAAACCACUGAAGCCACCAGGGAGCUGAAUGAGUAUCUAGAACAGUUUGUUGGAGACCAGGAAGCCUGGCAUGAGCUAGCAGAGCUUUAUAUCAAUGAACAUGAUUAUGGAAAAGCAGCAUUUUGCCUGGAAGAGCUUAUGAUGACCAACCCUCACAAUCACCUGUAUUGUCAGAAUUAUGCAGAGGUGAAAUACACACAAGGUGGUCUUGAAAACCUGGAGAUAGCUCGAAAAUAUUUUUCCCAGGCCCUGAAGCUAAACAACAGAAAUAUGAGAGCUUUGUUUGGGCUUUAUAUGACUGCAAGUCAUAUUGCCUCUAAUCCCAAAGCCAACGCCAAAAUAAAAAAGGACAAUAUGAAAUAUGCCACUUGGGCGGCUGCACAGGUUAAUAAAGCUUAUCAGCUUGCAGGUCGUGGUAAGAAGGAGACCAAGUAUUCGUUAAAGGUCGUGGAGGACAUGCUGGAUGCUCUGCAGAUCACGCAGUCAUAAAGCUAUGCCAGCACUAUGCCAGCAUUCUGGAUUAAGCACAUUGGAACCUGCCACUUCACUGCACCCUUGGAACUUGCAUUUCCUUCACCCUCUCUAUCCAAUCAAUGAUACUAGCUUUGUUGACAGAGAAGUCUAUUCUGAGAAUAUAAUAAGAAAUUCACUGCUCAUGGUAUUGAGAUUUCAUACAUUGGGUGAAUCUAUGACAAAAUAAAAUUUAACAGUAGCGCAUGGUGCUUGAGAAUUAAUUCAAGGGUGCAUUUAAGAUUCUGAGAAAGUACAUCUGCAGAAUAAAACAAAUGUCUCCCAGUAAUGGUGAGUUUGAGUUGACAUAUCACUCAUGAGAAAGACUUUCCUCAUCACACUUUAAAAACUUGUGAAAGAAUUGCUAGGAUUCAUUGUCACUUGUCUCAUUCUAUGAAAAUAACUCAGACAAGAAUGUUAUAAUCUGUGUGCUAUGCCUGUGAAUACUAAGAUGUAUGCAGUGAGUUUAUACCUGUGAUAGCAUCAAUCCAGUGAAAAUUCAUGGUUUUGAGUAGCUGAACCACACUUCAAUUCAGAUAGUUUUGUCCUCACAGAGAUGUACCCAAGUAGAUGCCCUAUUGCUGGAGUACCCACUGUGUUGACUACAGUAUCAGUAAGCUGAUACAUUCACCAGCAGCUAAUGCAUGUCCCGAUGUCCAUUGAAAUCACCCUGUGUGCUUAACUGGUGUGAAAUCUACCCAUCCAGGGCGGAUUUAAAACACGCACAGCCAGCUAAAAUGGAUCACAGGAAUUGGAAGCUCCGGUUUGCUCUCUACAAUCCCAGCACCACUGCAAGUGCAUCGGGAGGUGUGCAAGGUGUAUGCAUACCUACACAUGUACAGUCAUGCCGUGAGUAAUAGUGAUACUGUGGAGUGCCUGUAUGUAAGCAGUGUAACCUGACCAUCAUAUGUCAGGUGGUCCUGCUUUAUGCUUUUCACUCACACUGAUCCUGUAACUAAUCGGCAUUAACGUCACUAUCCUGCAUUUUAGAUCCCAGCAGUUUUAUUUUCUUUUUAGCCCUACUUUAAAUCAGACCUUAUUUUGACCUUUAUACUGGUGCAAACCAGUUGCUGGGGACAACAUCCUUAUACACUCCAAACACAUGAUGCAUCUAUUGUUGAACACGCCACUUUUUUCUUAUAAUAGCACCUCUGAAUUGUGGUGGGGAAGCAGUUACAGAUUUGGCCUUGGAACAGUAAUUCUGCAACAGAGCAUUGUAAGAGAAUUAUUGUGAAAUUUAAAUGACUAAAUUACUCAUUUAAUUUUAGCUACAUAUUUAUGUUUAGAUGACUGAAAUUGUUUAAAUGCACCAUUAAGUGAGAUAAUUCAAGGGAAAAGGUUAUGACUAAUGUUAGCUGAAACUUCAUUAGUGACAUUAACUCAAAGUACAUUUUACAACAUCAUGGGAAGUAAAUGUCCACUUUCUCCCUCCCAGACUUUGAGGUAGUUCUAUCUUCCUGCUACGAACGCUCAAAUAUGUUGUACCAAUAAUUUUGGUGUUGGACAGGUAAUUAGCAUGUUUUAAAAUCGACAAGUAGAUUGAGAAAAGUAAAACAAUGCUGAAGUAAUGUGUAAAGCAUUUUUUAUUGAGAGAGGAUUCCAAGGUUUAAAGUCUUUUGAUAGUCCCGGUUAUAAAUAAAUAAAUAAAUAAUGUUGAAGGAAAUAGUUGAAUAAACUGUGUCAAAAACAAUUGAGGACUCUAUUUAUAGGUUUCAUUCCACUUUAUAAAAAGUUAACACUGCUAGUCUUUUGUUCAUUUAUUUCUCUGCUGACGCAGCACACGUAAUGCAACAAGUUCAUUUAAAACCAGAAACGGACCAUGAAUUGUUGAACACUGGAGUCUUUGCAUCAUCGCCAUCUAGUGCAUAUUCCAUGCACUGUUUUCAAUAAACUACGAGUUUAUCA